AGUUGAGCCACUAUUCUUUAUUUUGGUGGCAGCAGUGGGAUCGCUAGGGACACACUGGUAAGCCGACUCUCCGAGUGUUUCAAUGAUUAAGCGGCGCCGCCGUCGAAAUAUGCGUUCCGCGAGACCCGGCCGAAAAAGUGCAGACGCCCGGAAUAAGAUCGCGGAUGGCCGGCCAACUACAUGAUACCAAAAGCGCAACCAUACUUGCGAAAGGCGUUCCGUCUAGAGUGUGAUUUGACUCUCGUACGUGGGACGCGGCUAUAUAAAACGGCUCAACGACCAUUUAGUUCUUAAGGAAGCCAAGUUUCCUCACCGAUUUUUCUUUUGUCGGUACAGGAAGAACGAGAAGAUAUCUGCACGGUUUGUGUUGCGAGCACUGCUAGGUAAGCUGGGGUCAAGUUUGAAAUCAGGGUGUUCCUGGCUCACAUCCGAAAUAUCGCAAAAUCAGCUACUUCCACGCUUUACCAAAGCGACUAGAGUAAACUCUUAUGCCAAGCUAGUUUGAUACAACAUGCCGGAGAAGGCCUAUACUCGCUCCCAGAGGCUCAUCCGGCCGGGAGAAAAUACCAGUUGCUGUUUCUGUUUCGAGGGAAGGCAUAUCAACGCGCAGCGCGUAGGACUGGCAUUGAUGAAGGCCAGGAAAAUCAGAGUAGCAGGCCUUAGAUGCGUUGGCACUGCGAAGCUAGAUGGCCAUACUGCGAAUCCGCCAACGUGUAUGCUACGAAUAAUACCGCCUAUAGUGCAUAGCGCACUAAAUAGGUAGUCUUUAGUGGGCGGCAGCGAUAUGGGUGAUGCAGGAAAACGGAAGAUUUACGGGUUCAUUUUCAUGAAAGGUACAUUGAGUCAUACCACUCCUAGGAAAGCACGGCCAGUCCUAUUAGAAUCAGCCGAGAUCUUACAGUUUUCAACUUGUCAAUAAGACUACGCGAACUAAAAACGGCCUUGAUUUAGAAAUCGAUAUUGUCAAAAAUCGAUCUCGAAUGCAUUAAUGUAAAUUAUUUCAUCGUAUGUUAACGCUAUUUGUUUGUCGUCUUUUAUAGCAGCGUGAGAUCACGAGUAACAGAUGUUGACGACUACAAAAAAGAAAUAGUCGAAUAUACAACAAUUGAGUAGGAUGUGAUACAACAUGUGGGGUACGACAUGUGGGAAUAGGAUGUGAUACAACACGUGGGAAAUUAACCGUCGAACGGCUGACGGCAGGAAUCCGCGUCAUAUCAGCAUAGCUUCAUUGUAUGGACGGCAUUAUUCCUCAGAGCUAAACUGAAAGAAGACGAGUAACAACAAAGUCCUGUUUUUUUAUAUAGUGAUUGCACUCUUUUUUACGACUUUAUGUGAUUUGGGCCAUGCAUAUGGAGAAAUCUAUACAGCAAGAAUAGGACUCGCGUAAACGUUCUUUUUGAGCCCACUGUCCGAAUAUAUUUACCUUUCAACUGCAUUUGAAUUAACAUCAACAUAUGCUUCUAAAUAAUGUUAUUGUAAUAAUGUUAUUCGGAAGUUAAAUGUUGAGCGUAUGCUGAGAGAGGACCGUUGUUAGUCCAACAUCAAAACAUAUGUACCACUAAAUACUGAGUGCGACCGACUCCCGGCUCUGUAUUCAUACCAGAAGAUCUACAACGAUAGGACAUGUCAAGUAUCCUUUUCGUUAGUGGAACGCGACGAUCGUAUGUUAUGGUCAAUGAAAUGGUGAACCUUGUAUUAAUACCAGUCGGCUAUAUGAAACUGUAGAAUGUAUCAGGCGGGAAGCCUGUCGCGGUAUAUGCUGUCUCAGGGCGUGCGAAUGAUUUCGAGCCUUCAUUGUCCCGGUAGCUACUGUGGAAGAAUUCGAUUAGGCGACUCUGGAAACUUCAGCGCGUGCGGGGCGUGUCCACGGGGAUUUCGUGUCGAAGUUUCUGUUUGCGAAGAGUGUUCAUCGAGUCCAAACGUGUAUGACUGGCUGUAUCUUGGAUUUGUCGUUCUAUUGGGCCUCGAUGUACAAUGGUGGAUCAUCGAUCGGUCUAGAAGAAUUUUGGGUCAUCGCGCUUUCACUCUACAACUUUGCUCACUGCUGGAAAAUGUUUUGAGUGCGUUGCUGUCUCUGACGUCAUUCGCGCCUUGGGGUUCCCUUCAGCUGGUAACGUGUAAAGUAGAUAAGUUGUCGGAUUGGUACACGUUGCUGCACAACCCCUCGCCCUACUAUAAGCAGACACUGCACUGUUCUCAGGAAGCCGUCUAUCCACUAUACUCUAUUGUCUUCGUCUAUCUGGGAUACAGCCUAGUGUUGAUGAUUUUGUUACGUGGGCUACUUAUUCAACGUCUACAAUGGAGUAAAGAGGAAGCCAGGAAAACUGUCCACUUAACUCUUUACGCCAUUCCGCUAAUGGCGCUCUGUCACGCCGUGCUCGCCGGCCUACUUUACUAUUCGUUCCCGUACCUUGUCAUGAUCGUCUCGGUGGUAUCGAUUGCGUCCCACCUUGCCGGACGUCAACACCAGUCGGUUACUGCUCUCCGGCAGCAGUCUCUAGAGCCACGAAACUUACUAAUCAUUUUAUCGCAUUGGCUUGUGCAUGCGUAUGGCCUAGUUGCUGCAACCGUCCAAGAGCACAAGCUGGACGCGUUCUGGACGCUGCUUCUUGCACCACUGCCGACAUUGUUCUAUAUAUUCACAGCUCGUUUCACGGAUCCGGAAAGACUAAAUAUGUACUAAAUAAGCUGGGUUAGCUGUUGUGGGUAGGCGGCGAAGAUUCGUGAGAAAGAGGAUAUGUAACAAGGCUUCUUACGAGGACCGCGCGAGAGGUUGGAAGGAACAGGGCAGCGGUCCAACAACCAACUGAUCGGAGAUUAACUCUUAUUAAAAGUUAUUGUGUUACGGUUAUACAUCUUUUGAAAAACUGUGUACAAAACUCUUAGCGAGUUUUGUCGUAAUUGACGCGAAAACACAGAGGAAUAUGAGAUUAAUAAUAUCUAAUGAAGGGCCAUAGGUUAUGAAUUAUACCGUGUGGUUUUAGCACUACUAGUAGUAAAGUCAAUGUAAUCUCC
Messenger RNA from Varroa destructor (honeybee mite), 3015 nucleotides. Its product is annotated as JNK1/MAPK8-associated membrane protein. Gene Ontology annotation, cellular component: membrane. The record is from RefSeq and is a predicted model, not a curated record. Gene Ontology annotation, biological process: response to unfolded protein; ERAD pathway. Gene Ontology annotation, molecular function: ubiquitin protein ligase binding. Lineage: Eukaryota; Metazoa; Arthropoda; Arachnida; Mesostigmata; Varroidae.